AUGCCGUUCAUGAUGUCCAUCUGCCGACUGCGGCACCGCAUGGCCGAUCAGGUAGUGUGCAUGUGGAGCACGGGCAUCAGUACGGUGAGUACGAUUGCCGAGAAACCGUUACGUGCCUGGAACGAGUCCUCGCAGAAUCGGAAGGGCGCCGUCCUGCAGCGCUGGCUCGACAACAAUAACAUAACAUACGCGAACACAGUGCAAGAAGCCGAUGGGUGUUUCUUUGAGAGCUUUACCGCGUUGUCAUGGAAACAAGAGAACAGACGGCUCCGUGCUCAGAGUGAGGAUGAGAUCGAGAGCGAAAAACCCCCUCCCGAGGAGUCCGCGGCUGGCAUCAAGCCAAUUACUCACAUCUUUAGCAAGAAAGAGUUUGACUUGCUGUACGUCGAGGUGCUGUAUACUAUCAAGCACAAGCUCGGUACUACCGCCGGGGAACACUCCCCUUACGUCGACGACCUCUACCUGUACGCACGGGAGGCGUUCGGUCUCACGCACGAGGAGCAUUCCCGGCUCCUCUCACGCGCCAGCGAGGAGAAGCCUCCCAUCCUAGUGAUUAACUGCGUGGUUGCAGCGGCAACAGAUUUGGAAGCGAAGGAUCCGAAUGGCUUCAGCGAUCCGUAUUGCAUGCUGGGAGUCGUCCCGGGGAAGGCGAUCGAGGAGAGCGCCAUCUGUGAGCAGCAGGAACAGGAGAGGAGAGAGGCCGAGGAUAAGGAGCAGAAAAAGUCUGGGAUCAAGAGGAUCACGGGCAGCAUCAGGAGCCGUCGCAGCUCAGACCGUGCCAUCGGCGUCGUGCGCGUGGAGCGUCGGGGCUCGGGUAGCGUCUACUUCCUCGGCCGAGUGCGCGUGCUCUCCGGCUCUCUCACCGCAAAACGCGUUUAG
Messenger RNA from Priapulus caudatus, 879 nucleotides. Its product is annotated as BAI1-associated protein 3-like. The transcript has 7 exons. The record is from RefSeq and is a predicted model, not a curated record. Lineage: Eukaryota; Metazoa; Priapulida; Priapulimorpha; Priapulimorphida; Priapulidae. The coding region runs from base 1 to 879 and encodes 292 amino acids.